AUGCGUUAUGCACUCACAGCAAGUCUCAUAGCUUUCAUCGGUGCCGGAGCCUUUUACUACUCCUCGCCCCAACCAAAGGCCCUUGAACUCGUCCAAAUUCCAAACACUUGGAUCGAAAACGUCGCUAUUCGUUCCAACGGCGAUCUUCUCAUGACUACAAUCGGAGAAGGGAAAGUAUAUUCUUUCACUCCGAACGGUACUCCUGCUGAACCCCAUGCUAUUUUCAAAAUCGAGGGAGUGAACUCAUUAUCUGGUAUCGUGGAGGUAGGCGAAGAUGUCUUUGCUGUCACCGGAGGCAUCUUUGAGGGAAUGUCUAAGUACGGGCCGAUUAAUGGCAUCUUGGCACUCCCACGCCAUAAACACAUCAUUCUUGCUGCUGAUGCCGAAAGGGGUGAGAUUCUGAGAAUUGAUACAACUACUGGACAUAUUGAAGUAGCUAUCAAGGACGAAGCACUCACUCCAGUUCCUGGCGGACUCUUCCCCGUUGGUGUAAACGGAAUCAAGAUUUUCAACGACUACCUGUACUUCACCAACACCGCUCAUCAGUCCUUGAACCGAGUCAAGAUUGAUGAUAUGGGAAACAAACUUGGCGAUUUCGAGGUUCUUGUCAAGCUUGAAAAGGGCUCUUCUUAUGCCCCGGAUGACUUUGCCAUGGAUCGACAUGGAAACGCGUAUGUCGUGUAUUGGCAGGACAGGGUUGUCAAAAUCACUCAAGGAGGGAAACAAACUGUUCUUGUGGAGGGACUUCUUGCCGGUCCUAGUAGUGUAACCUUCAGCAACGACGGAAAGCUUUUGUAUGUUGUUACUUCUGGACAGAACAACGAUGCUGUCUCUGGUGGACAGGUAGUAGAGGUCAAGCUGUAA
This is a messenger RNA of Fusarium redolens, 864 nucleotides long. RefSeq lists its product as uncharacterized. Bases 1 to 864 code for a protein of 287 amino acids. The record is from RefSeq and is a predicted model, not a curated record. The transcript is spliced from 2 exons. NCBI's taxonomy places the organism in Eukaryota, Fungi, Ascomycota, Sordariomycetes, Hypocreales, Nectriaceae.